Molecule: messenger RNA, 2744 nt
Organism: Hyaloscypha bicolor E
Lineage: Eukaryota; Fungi; Ascomycota; Leotiomycetes; Helotiales; Hyaloscyphaceae
Exons: 10
Coding region: 67-2610 (847 amino acids)
Molecular function (GO): ATP binding; ATP-dependent chromatin remodeler activity
Source: RefSeq, a predicted model, not a curated record
GACGGGGCCAGUGGCACAUCGACCCACAUUGUAGAAGAAGGCAUAGAGUGGUGGGCUACACAUUCUAUGCCUUCGAUCGACCCGUUGCUAGAUUCGCAAGUUACUCCACCGGAAGGGGUAUCAACAGAUGGCCCUGUGAACGAAUCUACUAUAAUCUGCUAUGGAAUGUUACACCGAUCUGCGGCCAGAGUUGGGGGAAACAUGUUAGACAUGGAGGCAAAACUGAAGGGAAGCUUUGAUUAUCGAAACAACGACUCGUGCAAAUUCGGUAUUAGAAAGAAAGAGGAACAAACAGUUCUCCACUUCCUAGACGGUACAGAGUUUAGCGUGCUUAACAACCACGCUAGCAAAGCCCUAGAGACACUCCUUCAGCGGCCCACUCUCGAAUUUGAAGCGAUUGGCUCUAUUCAAGCAAUACUGGAAACAAUUGAGAGAGUGACCAAAGCGAAUGAUGCUGUGGUCCGUGUUAGCAUUCACAUAUAUGGGCCAAGAGAAUCAAAGGAGGAUAUUGGGAGUCACUUGACGAACCAGAAACUAUAUCUACAACGUCCAGACAAACUUCGAGUCGGUGCAACAUAUGAGAAUCCUCACUUCCUUUCUUUUGCGGACAUGCAAAUAUCGAGCUUUGAAAAUCAAUUGGAUGUGGGAAACAACCGAGCACCAAAAUUAGACGAUCCGGAUAAGUUCAGAGAGACGAUCUCCAAUGUCUAUGCUUCGCUUACGAGGGGUGCGAACCUCAACAGAGAGGAAGGAGAUCGUCGGCUUAAGACGACAUUAUUGCCACACCAAGAGGAAGCACUAUACUUUAUGUUGCAGCGCGAAAAUGGACCAAUUCCUCCAGAUUUUCGGUUGUGGAAGGCAAUGGAGGGAGAGCACGAGGGCUGGUAUCUCCAUGCAGUUACAAAAGCCAAAAAUAGAAAUUUGGCCCCCGAAACUGGUGGAGGAAUUCUUGCCGAUGAGAUGGGGAUGGGGAAGUCGCUUUCCACACUGGCACUUAUCACUAAGACACUCGACAAAGCCUACGACUGGGUAAUAGAGAAGAAGGCAAACCCGGACCCACACACUCGACAGAAGCCUUGCCGAGCUACUCUAGUCGUUGUCCCUUCAGCGAUAUUAAUCAAUGAAUGGUUUCAUGAACUUAGCCUACAUCUCGAUGGAAGCCUCACUACUCUGAGGUACCAUGGACCGAAACGCAAGACACUUCAGCUCGAAGAUGCUGAUAUUGUGCUCACAACAUAUCACACCAUCGUAUCUGAUUUUGGAGACAAAUCGAGUCCUUUGCAUGCAAUGGAAUGGUACCGUGUGGUUUUGGACGAAGCUCAUAUUAUCCGACGACAAGUCACAACCUUCUUCAAAGCUGUAACUGAUCUCAAAGCUAGAUCUCGAUGGUGCCUGACGGGUACACCAAUUCAAAAUAGGCUUGACGAUAUCGGCUCUCUUUUUGCAUUCAUUCGUGCAUCCCCAUUUCAUAACAUCGCUAUGUUCCGGAGAUUUGUCUCAACACCGUUUGAUGAGAGUCUGGAGCGUCGGGAAGUAGCGACGAAGAACUUGACACUCCUGCUCGAAUCUCUAUGCCUAAGACGUGGGAGAGAACUUUUGCAUCUGCCCGACCCAAAGAGCAGAAUCAGGACCAUCGAAUUCUCUGCCGCUGAGAGAGAACAGUACGAGCAGACGAAGAAGAUCAUGAAUCGGGCUCUCCGGCAAAAAGUCGGAGAGUCGUACAGCAAGAGCAUAUUUGGCAUGUUCCAGGUGCAGCUCCAGCUUCGAAUACUAUGCAACCAUGGGACGUAUCAGCACCCGUUCUCAUGGGCUAAAAGAAGCCUGCAGGACGAGAGGGAAGAUGCGUUGAACUCAGUUGAAUACGGUGAGAUUAAUUGCUCUGCUUGCAGGCAGUCCUUACCUGUGCUGGGCUCCAAUAACCUCUACCGAACGUAUCGAGGGAGUUGUGCACAUGUUGUUUGCAGAGAAUGCUUGGAUGAAAACCAACAAGUUGGUGGCGUGACACUUGAUCUGGACAAGAACUGCCCGCUUUGUACGAUCAGCGGGGUACGCACUUCGGUUGUCCGACCCUAUGCUGAGAUACAAGAGCAAAAUGAUUCUUACCUGCGACGAGAAGGCUACUCCUCAAAGAUGAUGGCUUUGAUCUCAGAUGUUAAGGAAGACUUGGACCAGACCAAAAGCAUAAUAUUUUCUUGUUGGACUAAUACUCUAAAUCUGAUCGAGAGAUACCUCAGAGAGGAAAAUAUCUCAUUUUAUCGAAUCGAUGGCGAAAGUCCACUCAACCGUCGACAGCAGAUCCUUGAUGAAUUUUCGAACUCUUCCGCAAUUCCGGUCCUCAUCAUGACGACUGGCACAGGAGCAUUUGGCCUAAACCUCACGACGGCAAAUCGAGUCUUCAUCAUCGAACCCCAAUGGAACCCAAGUGUUGAGAACCAGGCAGUUGCCAGAGCUAUUCGCAUGAACCAGACAAAAUCUGUUCUUGUGACACGGUACAUAAUUAAAGCAACUGUUGAACAGGAAAUGCUCGCGCAGCAGAGGAGAAAGUUGAUGAUUGCGGAGAUUGGCAAUAAUAGCGAAUCACAAGGAACGAACGGAGUAGCAGAAAUCUAAAUAUCACGUCUCGGCGAGUUGGUAUGGGGUCGAUAACUGUUAUCAUCAUUGGUUAACAGCACAGUCUUGCAAAGGUAAUAGAAUAGUUGGAAAGUAUUCAAUAACUAAGAUCAUUCAACGGCGAUUAACUCCUG